Molecule: messenger RNA, 786 nt
Organism: Paramuricea clavata
Lineage: Eukaryota; Metazoa; Cnidaria; Anthozoa; Malacalcyonacea; Plexauridae
Source: the annotation of a GenBank genome assembly
AUGUUCUUCAGAUGCGGUAGAAGACAUCUUCAUAGUUGGAGGAGAGCAGAAGAAGGGUUGGAAGUUCGUGAAGAACAAAUCAGAAAAUCUACAGAGUGUUUCAACUGGAUCGACCAAACCUGGACAUCCGCAGUAUUUGAAGGUCGUUCCCACACUAGUUCAUUCUUGUAUCAAGGUCAAAUGGUAAUUGCUGGAGGUCUUGUUGAUUAUAAGAACAAAACAAAUACCCUAAAAUGUAUAAACGUUAGAGAUGCAGCAGCUACAUGGAAAGAUUCCGAUUGUAAACUUCCUAUCAGGUUCUCUAGUCAUACAGUUGUCAAUCAUAACGAUCUGUUGUUUCUGGCUGGAGGAUAUUGUCAACUUAUUGAAAAGGAAAUAUUGAAACAAUCCGAUACUAUCUAUGAGGUGCAGUUGGCUCCACCAUAUUCCAGUAAGAUCUUGACAAGAUUACCACAAGAGAUAUCUUAUCACGGCAUGGAAAUGUUUGAUCAGAAAUUGUUCAUUCUUGGAGGGUUUGGUUUGGAGAUCAAGGCCAGUGUGGUACAAUAUGAUCUCAUCAAGAAUGAAUGUAAAGAAAGGCCGCCAUUGCCAUAUGCUGUGGAUGAAAUGGCGACUGUCUUAUGGCGGAAUAACGUGCUUGUGAUCGGUGAUGAGAGUACACGUAGUAAGUGCUUGAAUGCGGUAAUAAUGUAUGAUGUCAUCACAGGACGUUCUCAAAUGUUGCCAUGUAUGAAGCAUAAACGACGUGUUUGCACAGCGGUCUUAACUGGCAAUAGGAAUGAAUGA